Molecule: messenger RNA, 1157 nt
Organism: Asparagus officinalis (garden asparagus)
Lineage: Eukaryota; Viridiplantae; Streptophyta; Magnoliopsida; Asparagales; Asparagaceae
Exons: 8
Coding region: 453-1019 (188 amino acids)
Source: RefSeq, a predicted model, not a curated record
GUCUUUCUUCUCAUCAAAUCAUAAUGUAAAUAAUGUUCAUUUGUUUUCUAUGCAGUAGUUGAGAAUUGGGACUCUGUUACCCAGGAAGAUAAGUGGUUCUUCUAUAAUGAAGAAGAGUAAAUAAUAGUAAAGAAGUAUAUUUCUUUACUAAGGAGAAUGUAGAUGAGCAGGUUUCCAUCACUAUAUGAGUGUCUUGAGUGAGGUCAACGACCUUGUGGAUGGAAUUCAUUAACCAUACCAGAUGAGCAUGUUUACCUUCAUCAGUGAUUUUGUUGAUCUUGCUCAUCCGGAUCAAAUGGGUAUUAUGCUGCAGAGUUACAUGACACAAGUCAGACUUGGUUCUGGCAUGUGAUCAAGUGGUUCACAGGACUACUUUGAAAGAUUUUAGAGCACCGCUCCCUAAUCGAUCUGAUCUGAAAACACGGGUUAUAGAAGAAAAGAGAAAGAAUCAGAUGCUUCGACAACACUUAGAUGAGCAGGAGCAACAACAACAUCAACAAAAUAAAGAUCACAUGUGGGCAUCCAUUAAGGAUAAAUUUGAUGCCGAGUACAUAGAGCAAAAGAGAGAUUCAAUAUUAAGACACUUGCACGAUUUGUGGAAUAAGUGGUGUGGUGACAUGCACAGGAAAUAUGUGAAAGAAAAUUUAUUGCAAGUUGCAUUUAAAAAUAAACCUGCAGAUGUUGAUGACUGGGAUUGGCUAGUCAAGGAACAUUAUUUUCUUCAAAAUUUUAGAGGCAAAAGAAAGAUGCUCCACCACACGGGCAGUAAACCCUUUAGACAAAUUGCUUGGGACUUGGGUGGCAAGUCAGAAAAUCCACCUUAUGUGGCAAAAAUGUUUUAUAAAACCCAAAAGAAAGCUGAUGAAACACUAGAUACUGGGGAUCAAGAUAAAUAUGAUGAAAUUGUCCAAGUCAAACAAGCAAACCAUUCACUUUCAGACAUUAAGGUUGUUGAGAAAAUCUGGGGGGAAGCAACUUAUGGUCACAUCACUGUAUUUGAUGGUGGGACUACUUUGUAAGAUUUGAGAGGACCGUUCCCUAGUCGAUCUGAUUUGGAAGCACAGGUUAUAGAAGAAAAGAGAUAGUUUCAUGUAUUUUUCUUUGGAACACUUAUUACUAGUAUUUCAUAUUUGAUGAUGGUGGAAUAUUAUUUAUUG